Messenger RNA from Ostertagia ostertagi, 150 nucleotides. The record is from the annotation of a GenBank genome assembly. Lineage: Eukaryota; Metazoa; Nematoda; Chromadorea; Rhabditida; Trichostrongylidae.
AUGUUUGCCAACAUGAUGGUACCCUUGCCGUUGGAAAAAAAGAAAUCGAGUGUAUCUGUGAGGUGCCAUGGGACGGUCGCUAUUGCGAUCGAUUGGCCUGCUGGAGGAAGACGAAGUUUGGCCAAGACAAGCGAUUCCGUAAUCAAGUAG